CAUUGCUCGGCUGACUCUGUUGAGCGCUUUGUCUUCAGGGAAAAUCUCAGUAGUUUGUGACCUGACAACACUUGCCGUCAUGAAUCGGAACGCUUUGCGUAUUUUGCUUUUGACAGUGCUGUGUUCGUUUGCACGAAAUGAAACGCUCAAUCCAGCUAUUGCUGAUGAGCAGCUGCUCUGGGUUGGUGGGCAAGUCGGAGAAGUUCAUACCUACAGAAUUCCCCUGCUCACCUUCACUACUCACGGAAGUCUGCUGGCUUUUGCAGAGGCCCGGAAACUGUCUUUCAAAGACAAGGGAGCCAAGUUCAUCGCUUUGAGACGCUCCACAGACAGAGGAGUCACCUGGUCUCCUACCUCCUUCAUAGUGGAUGAUGGUGCUCUAGCAGAUGGGCUGAAUCUAGGUUCGGUUGUUGUGGAUGAAGAGACUGGUGCUGUGAUACUCAUCUACUCUGUGUGUUUUCACCGUUACCGCUGCAAGCCCUCCAGCACCAUGAUGGUGCAGAGUCUAGAUGACGGGUUCACCUGGAGCGCCCCACGAAACCUUAACCCUCAACUGGGGCUCAUGAGUUUUGCUCCUGGACCUGGCUUCGGUAUACAGAAACGUCAUCCGCCUGCUGUUGGGCGUCUGGUGGUGUGUGGCCACGGCAGCAUCAUUGGAGACGGAGUGUUUUGCAUCCUGAGUGAUGAUCAUGGAAACACUUGGAGAUACGGAGCUGAACUGAAGAGCAUUCCCUACAACCAGCGUAAAAACAACCUUGACUUUGACCCAGAUGAGUGUCAGCCAGUGGAGCUGGAUGACGGUAGCAUCAUGAUUAAUGUGCGCAACGAUAAACACUACCACUGUCACUGUCGCAUGGUUGCACGCAGUCUGGAUGGAGGAGAGUCUCUGCCGGUGGAGGAGCUGGUGUUUGAUCACACACUGGAGGAUCCUGCGGUUGCGGCUGGAGCUUUAGAGAAGGAAGGAGUGCUUUACUUCACCAACCCAGCCAAUGCUAAUAACAGAGUGAACCUCACCCUUCGCUGGUCUCUGAAUCGUGGUAAAUCAUGGGUGAAAAAUACUCUGAAGAUCUGGGCUGGGCCAAGUGGAUACUCUUGUAUGACGUCACUUAAAGGCAAUCAAACUGAGGAUCAUAAAUACAUCUAUGUCAUCUUUGAGAAAGGCCAAAAAGACUAUUUUGAGUCAGUCUCCUUUGUCAAAAUUGACCUUUACAGCGAACAGUGAAUAAAGUCACUGAUUCAUAUUAUAAAUAAAAAAGAAGCUUGAUCAAGUUGCUCAAUUUUGAAAAUAAAUAUUUAAGUGAAGAUGGCUUUCAUUAAUUGGUUAAAUUAAUUGUCUGCUUUAUCUCCAUAUUGUUUUUACAAAUAAUUUUGAAAUUAGUAUUAACUUUAGAGAAAUAUAGAAAUACAUUGGCAUGCAAGCUUGUCUGAGGUUGUAGAAUCUGAUUUUUUUAAAUAUUGUUUGGUCAUGCCUUUUAUCUAUAGUUUAUAUAGCAGUUAAAACUUAAAAUAAAUUAUAUAAAAAUAAUCUGUUCAGUGGAGAAUAAAAAAUGUGUUUUGGAGGGCCCUUCCCCAACACCCACAAAAAUUAAAUAUCACU
Messenger RNA from Carassius auratus (goldfish), 1597 nucleotides. Its product is annotated as sialidase-1-like. The coding region runs from base 80 to 1222 and encodes 380 amino acids. Lineage: Eukaryota; Metazoa; Chordata; Actinopteri; Cypriniformes; Cyprinidae. Gene Ontology annotation, molecular function: exo-alpha-sialidase activity. The record is from RefSeq and is a predicted model, not a curated record. The transcript has 6 exons. Gene Ontology annotation, biological process: oligosaccharide catabolic process; ganglioside catabolic process. Gene Ontology annotation, cellular component: membrane; intracellular membrane-bounded organelle; cytoplasm.